AUGUCCUCUCCCGCCAGAUUUCUCCCCCGCCUACGGCCUCUCGUGCCACGCGUUAGCCGCAUGCCUCGCAAUGCCUUCAUCACCAGCCAGUCGCAAACUGGCCCUGCUCCGAUCGAGCCCUCCAAGACCCAAGCACACCCGCUGGGCGCAUACUACGAGGCGAUCCUUAACGACCCCCAACCGAUUCCCGAUGUGAAGCCAGAGGAGCCCCCCUCCUCCUCCGUCCACAAGCAGGAGCAUGGCCGUAAGACGUCGCCUCCCUCCCCAGACCCAACCCCGGAACCCGUUGCUGAAGCUCAAUCCGCACAGCCGGUGCCGAUGCCGCCGCCUAAAACCGCGGCUGAGAAAGCCGCCAUCAUAUUCGGCUCACCCCUUGCCGGUCCUGCCGCGCGCGCGCAGCGUCUCAAGGAGCUGCGCCAGAAGGGCAACAUAAUAGCCGGCAUCCUUGUGCCUCCGCGGCCCGAGGAGCCGGAUCACUGUUGCAUGAGCGGGUGCGUCAACUGCGUGUGGGAACAGUACAGGGAGGAGAUGGAAGAGUGGUCGGCAGCAAACGCCGAGGCACAACUGAAGUUACGGCAACAAAAGGGUGCGAGCGAUUCAAUUACCAUGGACGACGACGGCGGCGGUUCCGAGACCAACUGGGUGCCCAAAGACCCCAAGAUCGCCAAGAACAUGUGGGAUGAGAAGCUAUAUAACGAUGUCCCUGUCGGCAUUCGCGAAUUCAUGAAGACGGAGAAGAAGCUGAAGGAAACACACCAAAAAGAGGGAACGCAGGGCGGUUGA
Messenger RNA from Colletotrichum spaethianum, 783 nucleotides. Its product is annotated as UPF0655 protein. Lineage: Eukaryota; Fungi; Ascomycota; Sordariomycetes; Glomerellales; Glomerellaceae. Gene Ontology annotation, cellular component: mitochondrion. The record is from RefSeq and is a predicted model, not a curated record. Bases 1 to 783 code for a protein of 260 amino acids. The transcript has a single exon.